Molecule: messenger RNA, 894 nt
Organism: Pyrus x bretschneideri (Chinese white pear)
Lineage: Eukaryota; Viridiplantae; Streptophyta; Magnoliopsida; Rosales; Rosaceae
Product: heme-binding-like protein At3g10130, chloroplastic
Exons: 1
Coding region: 190-798 (202 amino acids)
Source: RefSeq, a predicted model, not a curated record
UUUAUUAAAAAAUUGGAAAAUUAAAAGAACAACCGCCUUCCCAAGCAAAACAUACCUAUAUAUACAAAGCAAGAACAAUCCACAGCAAAACCCACACCUCCCAGCAAGCACCAUUUUUUACAGGCCACUUUCAAGGACCAAAUCCAAAUUAAAGAAACCCAGCUACCACCAAACUCGAAUAUCUCAAAAAUGGGCAUGGUUUUUGGAAAGAUAUGCGUGGAAACCCCAAAAUACAAAGUCCUCCACUCCACCGCCCUCUACGAAAUCCGGCAAUACCCGCCUUCAGUGGUAGCCCAGUUCACCUACGAUCCGUCAGACCUCAAGGGCGACAAAGAUGGCGGCUUUGCCAUUCUGGCCAAUUACAUCGGCGCGUUGGGAAACCCCCAGAACACCAAACCCGAGAAAAUCGCCAUGACGGCUCCGGUCAUAACCAAAACCCAAAACGCAGAAGGCGAAAAGAUCGCCAUGACGGCUCCGGUCGUGACGAGGGAGGAGAAGGGGAGGAAGACGGUGACGAUGGAGUUUUUGCUGCCGGCGAAGUAUGGGAAGGCGGAGGAGGCCCCGAAGCCGGUGGACGAGAGGGUGGUGAUUACGGAGGAGGGGGAGAGGAAGUAUGGGGUGGUGGGAUUCACGGGAGUGGCGACGGAGAAGGUGGUGGCGGAGAAGGUGGAGAAGUUGAAGGAGAGUUUGGAGAAAGAUGGGUAUAAGAUUAUUGGGGAUCAUCUGCUGGCUAGGUAUAAUCCGCCAUGGACUUUGCCUCCGUUCAGGACCAAUGAGGUUAUGAUUCCGAUCGAGUGAUGUUUUAGAUUUUGUUCAACUGUUUGUAAUACGAUGAUCUGUUUUUUUUGUUUUUGUUUUUGUUAAGUAUUAAUAAAACAUGUAUUUUGUACUGUA